CACGUGAUGACGUCAUGGCGGCUCGGCCCUCCUGCUGGGGUCUGUCCCCUGGAGCUGCUGCGGGCCCAUCGACACCUGAACGCGGCCCGGAGGACGUGCACGCGGACAGCCCGAAACCCGCACGGAGUUAGCGGGAGCGCGCCUCAAAGUCCAUCAGUCCGUAUGGAGAUUAGCCUUCUUGUCUAACCGGAAGUCACUGUUUCUGUGACUUCCGGUGUCUGUCAUCUUGAACGAGGCUCUGGUGCCUCUGUAACCAUGGUAACGCUAGCUUUGAGGAAAAUGGCCCCAGCGUGUUAAACAUUCAGGAACAAAAGUAACGUUAACUGUUGGACCGGGUUAAUGUCGGUAGUUGAACCGGGCUAACUUCAGCUAGCGGGCCGGGCUAACGUUUAUUAGCGGGCCGGGCUAACGUUAGCUACCGGCCCGGAUAGUGUUCUCUAGCGGACCGGGUUAACGUCAUCUGUCGGGAAGUGCCUCCCGGUAACGAUAGUGUCAAAGUGGUCUGGAUGCGGUGGCCGCUACUUCCGGUAGUCCCUGUCCAUUCUAGACCCGGUCAUGUUUACCGAUGAAGUCCUGGACCCGGUGGGGCCCGGGUCUCUGUGGAGGGCCGCGCGGCAGGCGGCGCGGGAGUCGAGAGGCUGCCAGACCAGAGCUGUGCACCGCGCCGAGGCCGAGAUCCAGACUCUAUCGGCCACCAUCGGCUGGACCCAAACGGAACCAGAACCACAAGAGCAGCUCCUCCAGCAGAGCCACGAGGAGCCGGACCCGCCCGGCCUGAAGGACUUCCUGCAGCGCGUUGAGGGCGCGGUCAUCAGGGAGCUGGUCUCCAACGCCAGGAGCCACGCCUUCGACGGGUUCCAGGUGGACUGGGAGGACCAGAGUCAGCCAGUGUCCUGCCUCCACCGCCUCCAGCACCCCUCAGCACAGGAGAGCGGCCUCCACGUGACCAGCCUGUCCUGGACCUGCACCGGCUCAGUGGUGGCCUGUGCCUACGGCCGGACUGACGGUGGCGACUGGACCACUCAGAGCUCCUGGGUCUGUCUGUGGAACCUGGACCGCCGCAGUCUGAACCCCCAACAGGCGGACCGGGUCCUGGAGGUCCCCACUGCAGUCACCGCUCUGUGCUGCCAUCCCAAACCUGAUCCGCUAGACCUGGUGGCCUGGGUGCAGCAGCAGGGUGCCCUCAGGGUGCUCAGUGCGUGUUCUGGUGGGCGUGUUCUGCUGUGGACGUUGGACUCUGAGCGUCUCGUCCUGCAGGCGGCGCUCGCCUUGGUGCUGCAGCAGCUUCCCCACAGCAGCAGCUUCACGGCCCGGGGCAGCGGCAGUGUGGGGCUCUCCUCUCUGGCCCUGUCCCCCUGGGACCCCGACACCUUCCUGGUGGGCUCUGAGGGGGGUCUCCUCCUGCGCUGCUCCUUCUCCUCCCAGACGCCCUCUGAAGACCACGUGGCCCUCAGGGCGCCGGUGGUCUUCCUGUUCCGGCCCCGGAGCGGCCCGGUCCACUCCAUCCACUGCUCCCCGUUCCACAGGAACCUGUUUGUGAGCACGGGGGCCGACGGUCUGCUCCACCUUCACUCGCUGCUGCAGGCCGAGCCGCUGACCUCCAUCCGGCUCUCGGACCGCUACGGCUUCCAGGUGCAGUGGUCGCCCAGCAGGCCGCUGGUCCUCGCUGCUGCCACCGGACAAGGUGAGGUCCAGGUGUUCGACCUGGGCCGCGGGUCCCAGAGACCAGUAGCCACCCUGGAGAUGGGAGGAGCCAACAUGGAGAUGGGCGGAGCCAACCAAGCUGCUACCUGCUUGGCCUUCAACCCUCAGAACCACCGGCUGCUGGCCGCGGGGAGAACCGACGGAACCGUCUGCGUCUGGCAGCUGAGCCACGAGCUGACGGAGCAGAACCCGAGAGAGAGCGGCCGGCUGGAGCAGAUAGCCAAUCAGGCGUCAGAGUGACUGUCCGGCGGGAGCAGAGAGCCAAUCGGUGCUCCCGUAGUGAAUAAUAAAGCGAGCCGUGUGUCCAGUUGUAA
This is a messenger RNA of Pseudoliparis swirei, 2018 nucleotides long. It is a transcript of the gene dync2i2, whose product is annotated as dynein 2 intermediate chain 2. NCBI's taxonomy places the organism in Eukaryota, Metazoa, Chordata, Actinopteri, Perciformes, Liparidae. The record is from RefSeq and is a predicted model, not a curated record. The transcript has 9 exons. Gene Ontology annotation, biological process: intraciliary transport. Bases 556 to 1944 code for a protein of 462 amino acids. Gene Ontology annotation, molecular function: dynein heavy chain binding; dynein light chain binding. Gene Ontology annotation, cellular component: cytoplasmic dynein complex; ciliary plasm.